AUGCAGGACAUUUUAACACUGCCAAUGACAUCUAAAAUCCAAUCUUGUGUCAGCAAAUUUUUAGAACCGGAAAUUCUAACUGAUGGAAACAAGUGGUUUUGUCCGCAAUGCUUUGCACAUAGAGAGAGUACUAGAGAAACGCAAAUCAGUAGGAGUAGUGAAAUCUUAUUCCUGCAUCUUAAAAGGUUUUUAAAACAUAGUGAACAUCUGGUGCAAGACAACAGAGUUGUUGAAUGUGUUUCUUUACGUGACUCUCUCCUGCAACUACCUCUCGUCAGUGAUACGGACACAAUGUUUAAUCAGAACUACUCAUUGUUAGCAACAAUUAAUCAGUCCGGUACGUUAACCGCAGGUCAUUAUUGGGCUUAUGUUAAGGAUCCUGCCACAAAUUCUUGGUACCACUGCAACGAUAAAGCGGUUUGCAAAUGCUCUCCACCUAUUCUCAACAACAAUUCAUGUUAUAUUCUUUGUUACGUUCGCUGUUGA
Molecule: messenger RNA, 486 nt
Organism: Hydractinia symbiolongicarpus
Lineage: Eukaryota; Metazoa; Cnidaria; Hydrozoa; Anthoathecata; Hydractiniidae
Exons: 1
Coding region: 1-486 (161 amino acids)
Biological process (GO): protein deubiquitination
Molecular function (GO): cysteine-type deubiquitinase activity
Source: RefSeq, a predicted model, not a curated record